CCAACAUGUCACUUCCUGGCCCAACACAGGUGAUUAGAAAACGUUUGGAAACUGAAACUGAUGAAAGCCGUGACGACUUUGAUGAGAUGGCUUGAAAAGAGUUACAUGCACUCCAUUUAAGAGAAAAAGAAAUAGAGAGGGAGAAGCUAUGGCAUGCGCCCAAGUGCCACUGGAUGAGCAGCAGGUGACCGAGCUUGGCCCCCAGGGAAAAGAGCACACACUGCCUGCACUGCACCCAAUCAGGAAGGAAGAUCGCUGUUUUGUGCCUUACAAGCCCCCGCCAGAAGACGGCUCUCCCACUGAGGUGGAGGAGUUUUUGGAACAUGCCAGAUUCAUCACAGAGGACCUGGAGUGGCUGCUUGCUCUGCCCCAUGACAAGUUCUGGUGUCAGGUGGUGUUUGAUGAGUCUCUGCAGAGGUGCCUAGAUUCAUACCUGCAUCACGCUCCUCGCGGGCUCGACCUCGCCACCCUGCCCGCCUCCCCGGCGGUGGCCGACAUGCAGCGCUCUGUCCACAGGGCGGUCUUCUUGACCUUCCUCAGGAUGGCCACAUAUAAAGAGUCCAAGGAGAACUUCCUCAACCCGGCUGUGUUUGGAGAGAUUAUCUAUAAUAACUUUCUGUUUGACAUUCCCAAAAUUCUGGAUCUAUGUGUGCUCUUUGGAAAGGGCAACAGCCAGCUGCUGCAUAAGAUGAUAGAGAACAUCUUUACCCAGCAGCCGUCUUACUACAGUGACCUGGAUGAGACGGUGCCCACUGUGUUACAGGUGUUUGACACCAUCCUGGAUAAAUGUGGCCUGCAGUGUGAAGGAGCCACAGCCAUGGAGCCGAUGAAGCUGAACGCACACAAACCCACUGCCAUGACCAUGAACCAGCAGGAUCUUGUAGAUCUUAUUCUGUACCUGUGUGACUCCACCACCACCAUCCAUGCCUUCCUGGACAUCUUCCCCGCCGCCUGCUCCAGCUUCCACUCCCAUGGUUUCCUUAGCAGACUGACCUCGUUUUAUGAGACCACUGUGCCUGACCUUGAAAAGGCGGUUAGGAAGAGGAACUUUGAUGAUAAAGGUCUUCAGGAGGACUUGUGGAAGAGGUUGUCCCACUCCUGUCGUAAGAUGGUGGAGACGGCUCACCUGCUGCUUCAUCACACCUGCCUACAGCCAAUCCUGGAGGGGGGAGAAAACAUGUUAACAUUUGCAGAGGAGCUCCUGCAACAUUUCACAUCUUUUCUAACUGAGAAAAGGUUCUUGUCAGACUAUGAUGAGCAGUUCCCCAUCGCAGACGACGUCAGCCUCCUGCAACAGGCCCUCCCUGUCAUAGAUGAGACCCGGACGUCCUACCUGCUCGAGGGAGUGAGAAGUGCCUGGGAUAGUGUGGGGCGACGGAAACCACAGAGCCAGAUUCAGAACAAAGUCCCCUCUGCGAUGCCAGCCUAUCAGGGAGCAGCAGGCGGUGCCGCUGCCGCCGCCUCUUCGGGUGACUUUAAACUUAAGGAGGGCCGAGAGCCAGAGAGAGCAGAGGACCUGAUGGGAGCAAAGGCCAUGUUGGAUGUUCCUCGAAAAGGAAACAAUGGUGCAGUGUGUACAGUGAGCGAGGCCGAGCUUGAGUCUCUGCUGUCGUGUAUCAAGGACCUGCUGCCGGAUUUGGGCGAAGGCUUCGUGCUGGCCUGCCUGGAGGAGUACAACUACAACUCUGAGCUGGUCAUCAACAACAUCCUGGAGGAUCGCUUGGCCCCCAACCUGGACAAACUGGACCGAGCCAUGCCAAGGCCAGUGAAGGAGGAGCUUCCAGAUGUUCUGAGCAUCAGAUCCAACGUCUUUGAUGAUGAUGAGUUCGACAUCUUCCGCAGGGACCAGGUGGACAUGUCCCGUAUCUGGAAGGGCAGGAGGAAAGGGGAGAGCGCUCGAGAGAUGCUGAACGACAAGCAGCACAUAGCGGAGCAGAAAGCUCGUUACCAGGCCUACGAGACGGUGGUGGACGAGGUCAUCAUUGAACCUGGCGAAAGUGCAGCCACCUUCGGCCUGGAUGACGACUACGAUGACGAAUACGAUGACACCUACGACAUGAACCAAGUGGGAGCUAAUGACCUGGACGGAGACAGUUUACUGAACAGAAGGCCUUUCACUGUCCCGCAGAUACUGAGAAAAGGAAACAAACCAGAGGAUGAGGAGGAGGGUGAAGAUGACGAGGAGGAAGAGACUUUACCGAACAAUGUAAACAGGGACCAGUUUGUGCAGGAUCCGGCUCUGCUGAGGGAGCGGGCUGAAGCUAGAAGAGCUGCCAUGCAGCAAAGGAAAGGUUUCCGACCGGAGCGUUCCAGUAAUGUGGUGGGCCAACCCAAAGGCCAAGGACAAAACCAGGAGACAUUACUGGACCGACGCAAAAAGGAGGCCAACAAGAGCCGCGUGUCAAAUCACAACCGCCGCACAAUGGCCGACCGCAAGAGGAACAAAGGCAUGAUCCCCUCUUGAUCUGUGUGACAGCCUGCUGCUCGAACCAAAUCGACUGUUGGUAAGAGGACGGCAGGAAGGUGGCUGAGGUGCGAGUCAGUAAAGGGAAAGAGAAACGGGACUGUCGUUCUGGGUUAAAGGUUGUGAAUUUGGUGCCCGCAUUUGUCCCCACGAUAACACCUUGGCCCCGAGGUGACCGUCUGUCCUCGAAGGAGAAGCCAGAGAAGAUUUUCAGUUGUAGGGGAAAAGUUGCAUAGUUUACAGAGUUUCUUUGGCAUGGCCACAUUUUGGCCUUUCGUGAUCAGAAGUUGCCAAGCAGCUUGUUAAAAUAAAACCUCUGCUUUUAGUGUUUGAGCCUAAAGGGCGAUCAGCUCUUUGGCCCAAAAUAAUUUAUAGCUCAUUAAAAAAUCUCAAGUACGGAGGGUGAGCCACAGACUGAGGACAAAGAAUAAGACCUUUAAUUUGCCAAGUAACAAAUCUGUUUAUUAUUAAGAUCCAGAGUGAUCGAUCUUUGACAUCAUCAUCGUCAAAUGGACAACAUAGGAAUAAAAGGAAGCGAGUGUUUUGGCAUUAGCUGGAAGAACAAUUGCUGACCUGAUGAUCAAGUCUGGAUCAGCGGCAGGCUGUGUUGCUCUUGCUACUCAUCCUGUAUGAGUAGCUUGUGUGAAAGCUGCUUGCACAUAAUGUUCAAGUGUAUGCAUGUGAUGUCAUCCACCCAGUUCACACCACUGUUGUCCAGCCUUCAUAAAAAAAAAAAAACAUUUAAAAAAACAAAAUCAACUCUGUGACCAUCUCAUAAUGAUGCUGAUGUGUUUGGAAGCACGUGCUGCACAGAGGGCCGUCGAGUCUCUCAGACUAGCUGUGGGGAAACCUCCUACAUGUUGCCGUGCACACGCUAUUUUCUAUGAAGAGAGCAGAUCUAUCAGAGCAUUUUGUAACAAAGAAAAAGCAGGUGUAAUUGCUUUUCAGAGGUGACAUUUUAAAAAACUAAAUAAAUACAAGAACACUGUUUCUGA
Micropterus salmoides (largemouth bass) is the source of this 3459-nucleotide messenger RNA. Its product is annotated as activating signal cointegrator 1 complex subunit 2-like. The transcript has 19 exons. NCBI's taxonomy places the organism in Eukaryota, Metazoa, Chordata, Actinopteri, Centrarchiformes, Centrarchidae. The record is from RefSeq and is a predicted model, not a curated record. The coding region runs from base 149 to 2464 and encodes 771 amino acids. Gene Ontology annotation, biological process: regulation of DNA-templated transcription. Gene Ontology annotation, molecular function: ubiquitin binding.